CGAGCCGCCUGCACAGCUACCCGGCGAGGGGGGUGGAGCGGGGGAGGGCGAGCAGCAGCCCCCCCACAACUGCCUUAUAGCACGAACGCCUCCUCCUCAGCCAGCCAGAGCUCCCUUUUGGAGGGGGUCCCCCAAGCUCCCGUGCAGUGUGUGCAACCACCCCCUGCCCCCGAAGGGAGAGAGAAGAGCCCGCAAAGCCAGGAAGGAUCCCGAGGGGGAGGGGUAGAAAGGGAGACGAGGGAGCGAGAGCUACGGAGCAAGGCGCUCAGAGGCACGGCAAAGCCCCCGGUGAAAUGCAUUACAGCUGAGGUGACCCGGCCAGCUCCCAGCUCCCACACCCCCUCCCCGGCCGGAUCCCAGCAGCGGGAGCAGCCGCCGCCGCCGCCGCCUAGCGCUGAGCAGGCUCCAGAGCCCGCUCGCACACGCAGCCAGGCGCGCAGCCGGGCCGGAGGCGAGGGAGGAGGCCGGGGAAGGAUGGCAAUGUCUCUGAUCCAGGCGUGCCGCAGCCUGGCCCUCUCAACAUGGCUGCUCUCCUUCUGCUUCGUGCAUCUGCUCUGCCUGGACUUCACGGUGGCCGAGAAAGAGGAGUGGUACACGGCCUUCGUGAACAUCACCUACGCCGAGCCGGCGGCCGGCAGCCCGGAGCUGCGCAGCGAGAAGAGCGAGUGCGGGCGCUACGGGGAGCACUCGCCCAAGCAGGAUGCCCGGGGCCAGGUGGUGAUGACCGUCUCCGCCCACGACCGGCUGGCCUGCGACCCCCACACCCGCUUCGCCGCCCCGGGCCAGGGCAAGAGCUGGGUCGCGCUGAUCCCGAAGGGCAACUGCACGUACAAGGAUAAGAUCCGGCACGCCGCCGCCCAGAACGCCUCGGCAGUGGUGAUCUUCAACGUGGGCUCCAGCAGCGCCAACGAGACCAUCACCAUGCCGCACGCAGGUGUAGAAGAUGUUGUAGCAAUAAUGAUUCCUGAGCCUAAAGGAAAAGAGAUAGUGAGUCUGCUGGAGAGAAAUGUUACUGUGAUGAUGUAUAUAACAAUUGGAACACGCAACUUGCAGAAAUACGUCAGCCGUACCUCAGUGGUGUUUGUCUCCAUCUCCUUCAUCGUGUUGAUGAUCAUCUCCCUGGCAUGGCUGGUCUUCUAUUAUAUCCAGAGAUUCCGAUAUGCAAAUGCCAGAGACAGAAACCAGCGCCGUCUUGGAGAUGCUGCAAAGAAAGCAAUCAGCAAGCUGCAGGUCAGAACAAUCAGGAAAGGUGACAAGGAAACUGAGCCAGAUUUUGAUAACUGUGCAGUUUGUAUUGAAGGUUACAAGCCCAAUGAUGUUGUCAGGAUCUUACCAUGCAGGCAUCUUUUUCAUAAAUCUUGCGUAGACCCAUGGCUGCUAGACCAUCGCACCUGCCCUAUGUGCAAAAUGAACAUUCUAAAAGCUCUAGGGAUUCCGCCAAAUGCGGAUUGCAUAGAUGAUAUACCUCCAGAUUUUGAAGCUUCCAUAGGAGGACCACCAACUAAUCAGAUUACAGGAGCUAGUGAUAUAACUGUGAAUGAAAGCUCUGUAGCUCUGGAUCCUCCUGUCCGGACUGUGGGAGUACUACAAGUCAUCCAGGAUGCAGAUCCUCUUCCCCAGGUUGGAGAGGGUAACUUCACAACAAGUAGUGAACAGGAGCCAGCAGUCAGCAGUGAUUCUGAUAUAUCAUUGAUUAUGGCGAUGGAGGUGGGACUGUCUGAUGUGGAGCUUUCCACCGACCAAGACUGCGAAGAGGUGAAAUCCUGAAAAACAAGCAGAAAACCCUACUAAACUAAAGGGUAGGCAUGAGGGGCAGGGACAGAGUCAGCUUUCUAGAAUUUGGACCAGUCACAUACUCUCUCUCACGCUCACACGCAUACACACACACUUAUACACACAUACACCCCUCUAGAACACUGUCAAUCCAGUGCACUCCUUUCUGAGAUGGUCAUGAAAAAGCAAUAGCAACAGUUGCGUCUACCUGGAUGCAGUUUCAUCAUCUACAUAUGUCUGUUUUGUUCACGUGGAAGAUGAAAGCUUAUUGUUUUCCCACUCGCUUAAAAGCAAUCCUGUACCUCUUCAGUGGCUCGUAAGUGUACAACUGAAAUGACAGCUUGAGUGUUUUCUACUCUUGUUCAUUGUUUUUUUAAAAGAAGAUGUUUAUUUAUAGUUGAUUAUCGAUGAACACUGGGUUUUUUUUCACUGACUGACCCCAGCUUUUCCAAGAGUUCAGUCUGGAAGUUUGAAUUCCUCUUCUCUGAUCAUUUCAUGAUCUGUCUCCAGGAUUUAUUAUUGCCUUGACAUUUCUGCAUGAAGUAUGCAUGGCUUUGAAAAGAAACAGUGCUUCAGCACUCUCUAUUAAUAUGAAGCCUAUUUUCUUUAAGAUUUUAAAACCUUUGAAGUGGGUCUUGGAGAUUAUAUCUUCAAGAGGCCUUUACUCAUAUGAGUUGAAGCCUCCAAUUAAUUGACAUUGGUGUCUUGUUGUUUAAAACUGCAUUAUGUUGGCUUUGACUUACAGAGCUCAAUUAAAUGCACAGACAGUAACGUGUAAGAGAGAAAAAUAAUGGCACUAAACUUCAUGCUGUACUUGCUAUAUUUUCUGCCAUUGACAGCUCUGGUAUUAAUGGCCUUCCUCCUGACUUCCUUGUUUAGUAGCUGGAAAACAGGAUCUAGUUUAAAAUCAGGUACUUCCUUAAAUUUAAAAACAAAAAUCAGCAGAUCAAUGAGUGAGCAGUUUCAAGAGGGCACUUGGUAAUCCUCAUGUGGUAUUUGUGGCUGAUGGAAAUACUUUUAGAAAAGGUCUGAACUGCAAAGACGAUUACAUUGUCAGUUUCCAGAAUAAAUAGUUAAACCAAGAGCAGCUGGACAAAUUGUUUACCUUCAUAUUUUUAAGUGCAAUUUUUGCACCAGAAUUGUUAGCAAACACAAGGAUUUAGGUGACUCUUCAGAGACCUUUCUAGAGACCUCUGAAUGUGGCAAUACGAGUCAGAUGAGCUACUCGUGUAUUUGAACCUGAAAAAAAUUUCAGCAGAAGAAUUCAGUUUUUUUCUGGCUGAUAGAUUAAAUAUUAAGGCAUCGUAUCAAUGCCAAAACUGAAGUCUUUAACUGUUAGUAGCCUGUCUUUAACUAUAACUUACAGAAAUGCACCACUUAUUCAGGGGGCAAUUUUAUGUUUCAGUCAAAAUAUUCAAGUGCAAAGGAGGACUGUCAGCUUGUUUAUAAGAGAGUGAACAUUUUCUUUUGACAGUCACAUGAUUUGUAUCACAUUACCCCCUCUUGAGCAGGUAAGUGGAAUCAACAGCACACAGCUCAUAUACAAAUUGCAAGGAAAGGAAAACUAUUUUCACCUAACUGUAUUAUAGCAGAAUCUCAAAAUGCCACUGUGUUAUUUCAGCAUUGCCAUUUUAAUCUCCUCUUUUCAGACAUUUAUACUUUAACUAUAAAAAUUUACUCCCUGUUGAAACAUGGGCACGUGAGGUCUUACAGUAGGAGGAGUUUAACAAUAUUUUUUUUGAAAAGCUAGUUGAUUCUUUCUUAAAUUACAGGAUGGGUCGGGAAGAGGGAGAGAGAGGGUUUGCUGGACUCUUUUUGUCCAGUUAUGACUCAAUUCGUUUUGUAGAUGAAAUUUUGAGUAUUCUUAGUCCACACAAGUGAACUAGGAGCUUUCAGCAUAAUAACCCAAGCUAAUGACAAUUCAAAACUGUGGCCGGUGCACACACCAUUACCUUUUUAUAAACAGUUUUUAAAAUAUAUCUUUUUGUUGUAUUAAAGGGACAUAGUCAACUGGAAAUCUAGUCAGUUUGAAAAGCAAGCUAAAGGUAGUGUCAGACUCUUCACUUGCUUCGUGUCAACCAUUGCCAAUAUUUGUGGGUUCAAAAAAAUCUUCUUAUAAGCUUUUUCUGUUCACUCUUUCUCUGUGAAAUGUUCACGCUAACCUCAGGGGAAUGUGACUGACAGAGUGAAGUACAUCUUUGGGCACAAGGCAACACAUAAGCCCCAGAAAUAAUACUGAAAUGGGAUGUAAGUGAUGCAUAGGCCUUGUGCACAGGGAUGAAAUUCACCUAAAUUGGCUAUACAGGGGAAAUAAGGAAACUGAUUAUACACAAAGAGCUCUCAAUACACAAAGUAAACAAACUGAUGAAGUAGAGAGAGAAAAUUCACUAAUCUCUCCCAGUGACAGUCAUCUUAGGUGUUACUUGGAUCAAGAGUAAGUUUAAAAAAAGGUUCUGACAGAAACAUGAUGUUUAAGUUGACUGUGACCCUUAACAUCAAAUAUUUGCAGACCAUGAAUAGACAGAACAAUUAGAAUCAUCCUUAAUGCCGGAGCAUGAAUUGCAGUGUAGCUGACUCAAAGCAUUUAUUUUAUUACAAAACUUUUGUUAAACUAAUGUCAAGGGUGAGCGUUACCAGUUAUCUCUAACCAUCUCCAUAUUGAGAUGAUCCCAACAUUAAGGCAGGCGAGGUCAGUACUUCCGUGAGGGAUGAAAGAAAACCCUAACCCCUUGAUUUGGUUGGGACUGAGGCACAUGUUGUGAAUGGGGAUGCUUUCCUAAAUCAGGACCUGAUUGAUAAAGUGUUCUUUGUAUUUGAAAUUUGUCAAGCACCUUGGGAAUCUUUGGCUGAAAGAUUAUUACAUUACGUUAUUAAACCCACAAAAUCAGGGAAGUUAGUGUUAAGACUAACUCCACAUAACUCAUCGUACUGUGCAACGGUAUACUGUAAUACAUAUAGGCCCCAAUCCUACAAAUAUUUAUAGAGAUAAUUAACUUUACUCAUAGGAAUAGCCCAUUGAUUUCAAUGAUGCUACUCACAUGAGUAAAAUUAAGCAUGUACUUAAGAAUUUGCAAGAUUUGGGGAAUAUUAUGCGAGAUUACCCCCUGCAUAGACCUCCCUGUAAUUUCUGCUUACCAUUAUGUUUAAUAUUGGGGUUCAGUAGUAAAGGCUCAGUCCAGCACUGAAUAUCCAUUGACUUCUGGGCCUCAGAUGCUGGCUGUACAGGCAGCCUGUCUCCUGUCCAGAAAACAAGUCAGCCUGCCUUAGGGAAAUGGCGAGUUCAUGGAAAUAGAGCGUUACAAUCUGAGGGAGGAGAACUGUCUACUGUCUGUUUCUCUUCACCAACAUCACCAUACCUGCUGGUGCUGCAAAGCCCAUUAGAGUUCCUAGCUACUACUAGAGCUAGAGUAACCUCCUGCACAGUGUCACUGGCUGGGGAGACAGAUCAAUGCUUUAAGGGUAUGUCUACGAUAGAAAUGCUACAGGUGCAGAACUGCAGUUGUGCCACUGUUGAGCUGGAGUGUAGAUAAUCGGUACAGCAAUGGAAGGGGUUCUUCCAUCACUGUAGUUAAUCCACCUCCCCGAGGGACAGUAGCGAGGUCGACGAAAUAAUUCUUCCACUGACCUAGUGCUGUAUACACCGAGGCUUAGGUCGGCUUAACUACAUUUCUCAGGAGCAUGAACUGUUCACACUGCUGAGCAGCAUAUCUAGGUCAACCUAAAUUUUAGGUGUGGACCAGGCCAAAGAAAAGAAAAUUCUUAUUGUGGGAAGAGAAUCCUUUUGCUUCUACCCUCUUUUGCUGUUCUUUUCAUCCACAUGAGCGUUUCUCUGAUUUCCCAUUCACGAUGUGGGUGAAUGGUGAGAAAUCUUUAGCUCCUCCCUGGAUGAAUUUCAUACCGAAUAAUACCUUUAACACAACCCUUUAAAAUAUCUUCCAGUUGCUGACCUUGUUCAGUAUUCUGCAGCACCAUUCCCAGAAGCCAUUGAGCUGAUCAGAGACUGUGACUUCACCUCUGGGGAAGGCCCAGGCUUGGGCAGCCAUGUAAUGCAGAGAUUGUUACUGAGGGGGUUGUUUCUCCUUUGGAUAAGCAGUAACCUCUGCAGCUGUGUAACUUAGGAAGCCUGAAGACUCUUCAGGGAUCAGCAGUUGAAGAUGUGAAUUUGGGCAGACAGAGCCCACACUGUGAAUUUCUCAUGGUUUCUGUGGGUUUAAUUAAGCUACAUUCCAAAAGACCAGCUGAGCGUGUGAACCAUGUAAAAUGUGCAUGGACAAAACCCUGCACUUGGGGAAAAAAAUGCACUCACAGGAUACUAACGUUUGCAUGUGUAAAUUGGGUUUGUGAACACAAAUAUGGGUCUUGUGCCAUCUGCCAGCUGUGCAUCAAUUCUCCCUGUUUCACCCAUUCUGCAAGGGGCUGAAAAAUUGACAUGAAAUGUUACUUUUUUUCUGAUUUACAGUAGUUUUAGAACUUGGGGAAGCACUGGGACAAUCAUAGGUCAAUAAUUUGUAGACAGAAUAAAUUGAUUUAAUCUUCCUGGUCUCUACAGUAUUGAAUCCACAUGUGUAUGUGCACAGACAGAAUGAUAUGAUUUUUAAGAAUGAAUUGUAAUGAAAACAGCAGGAGAUAGAAAUUUAGUCAGUUUUUGAUUUAGAGACAGUGACACAAAAAAGCUAGUUUAAUAGCUUUUAAAUUAUUUAAUAAUUUAAUUGAAAACUAUUGAAUUCAUACAUGGGGAAAGCAAGGAGGACAGCUUGGUUCCUAUCAUCAAGGUGAUAGCUUUGUUAGGAAGUGGACCUAGGACCUUUAUAGGAGGUUUUCCAUGGACUUCAGUGAGAUGUGGAUCUGGCCCAUGGGAAGCAAUUGUAAGAGGUUAGUAUUUUAAUAGGAAUUUGUCACUUGUUACAUGAAUAGUUAGUGAUAUAAUCUCAUUUCUGAUAGAGGUGGGCCCAAGUAACAGACUUCAGAUCCAGAUCGAAAUUUGAACUAUCCCAAAGUUUGAAGGUGUCAGGAACCAAGAUUUGGUUUAGGGCCAUCUCAGGUUUCUGUUGGUUUUUUUUUCACCCUCCUCCUCUUCUGAAUCAAAACCAUCUUGUCUAAUUAUGAAUUCUUCCAUUAUUCAAACAGAGCUGAAUUUCCCUGACAGGCAUUUGCAGACUGCUUUGCACAUGUGUGUGCCUUUAAUUGGCAAACGUCAGCUACUGAUUUUCCAGAAUAUGGAUUUUAUUUGCAAUUUCUAUUCAAUGUAGAAACCUUAGAGUGCAGUAAUUUUUUUGUAUAGAUUUUCAGACUUACAUCCCUAUGAAUUUUCUCUGUUUAAUAUACAUUGCAUUACUUCCACCAGGAAAAUUUAUGAUUAAAAGGCAGUGAUCAGGGCACAGGCUUUUAUAUAACACAGGAUGCAAAUCCUGGUCUUGACAAGUGGUCAGAGUUGCAAUGACAAUGCAUGUUAUGUACAGCGAAGGCAAAUGCAUUUCAGCUGAGCAGCUGUGAAUUGCCCAGAUUUUAUUUAUAGGUGGCUUGUUCCUAACCAGUAACUAUCCCUAGGAAAGCUUAGGGCUAAGCAAAUAGGCCAGAAUGAGCUACAGGGAUAUGGCCAUGUGGUCUGGGCAUAUAAAGGUCAGCACUGGCAAAUGAUCACUUACUGAUUUUUAUUUCUCUUUAAUUAGUAAUGUUUUUUUCCCCCCGAUAGGGAUGUUUCUGUAGAUAUCUAUAAAAGAGAAGGAUGCAAAUCCAAGCCAUAGCAUCAUGAAUAUAUGCUGUAUCCAAGUUGAUCUGACUUUACAAACUGAAAUUGUAGCACCAGAUUUUCUGGUGUGAUGCAUCCACUUUGCACCAUACCCCGAGUGUAUUUUGGCCCUACAGCAUCUUAACCAACCCACAGGGAAUCACUCUAGUGUAAGACUGAUCUUGCAGAGUCACACAGAUGAUAUAGGGGCUCUUAGCCCAUCCCACUCUCUGCUUUCUGUGUUGCAGAGGGAAGAGGGCAAGGUCAGAAUAACACCAAUCCUCAGCAACAUUUUUUGCCCUGGCGGAUUUGGCAGCAUAAUUUAGAGCAGCCAUUAGGUUACUCUAACUCAUUACAAGAGCCGUAAUCUUCCCAGAAGAGCAACAAGAUUAUGAGAGUGGAAAUGUGAGCUUUAUGCCAACUUUGUAUAGCACCCCUGAUAUGUGCUAUAUGAAGCUUACCCACACCCCUGGAUCUGGCCUGUACUGCAUAUUGGCCCUGAUUUUUAUUUACACUAAAACUCUUUACACCACUCUGGCAGUGCAAAGAGGCCUCAUUGUAAGCAAGAAUGAGGGAGUCUUCUUUGGUUACAACAUAAUGAAGUUUAAAUACUUAGUAAAAGUAAAAGUACUUGUUGUUUGAGGAUUUUAGGGUAACCUAAGCACUCAUAUCAACACUAAUGAGGCCAACAGUCUAACAGCUGGAUUGUUCAGGAAAACUGAGCAUUGACUAAUUUAUUUUAGAGAGCCAAAGAAGUUAACCAUAUAUUGGUCAAUUAGUGUCAAAGAAUUUAAUUGGUUUGCUUAGAGUAAUAAUUUAAAUAAUGAAAUAUUUUAUAAGCGAUAGGAAGAACAGGGUGACACUGUUACUUUAGUGGACAUUUUUCUAAUAGCAGCAGUUGAUCCAACACAACUAGUUCUUUUAGUUUAGCACAUUGUUGCCUGAACUAAUUGAUACUUUUGCUGCUGAAAAAAGAACACCAGACGGACUUUUUAGUCUGGAAUUUGUUCAUGUACCAUAUGGUACUUAUUGAUUGAUGAAGUGAAUAGUUAAGGAGAAGAGCGCCCUCUGCAGCACAGUUUCUAAUCUGCCGGCUAGCGUUUUCAAAGGACUUACUCAUUACAACCAAUACUAGCUCUUCAGCAAUUGGGAAUUUUUGUCACCAAUAAAAAUACUAGUUCUUCAGCAACUGAAAAUGUGGUCCAUAUUUUACAAAACAAUGCAAAAGGGGAAGGUGCAUUAAGGAUGCCGUGAAGUUUCAUUGAAAAGCCAAUGAAAGAACUUUUCACCUGAAAAAGUCAGUGUUUCUCAAAUUAUGUUCUUUGUGAUUCGGUGGAGUGAAUGCAAAAAAAAAAAAAGAAGAGAACAUUUUUUCCUUACAAUUUUUAAAAAGGCAUCAGAAUCAACAUACUUCUUUGCUAUGAAUGUAAAAGGUUAUUGCAGUUGUGAAAUAUCCAAGUGUUUUGUAUGUGUACAUAGUCUCAUCCUUACUUCCUGUUUUAUGUUAUUUACCUGAAAUGGCUGUACCAUUUUAUAAUUAGAAAUAUAAAAAGGGGAUGGGGUUGGGAGGGGUUAUUUUUUAGCAAGAUGUUCCUUGUAUUUAGUGAACAUUGAAAAUGAUUUUGUACUUGUCAAAAUAUACAUUCCAUCCAUUUCCAGAAAAUAAUUAUUUUUAUUUAAAAUAGUUUUUAAACAAAAACAAAAAAAUGUGGCAUCCACUUAGCAUGCAGUUCAUGAACAGAGCAAAAAUAUUCCGGUCUCUGGCAAUGGCUCCACAGUUUUCUCUAGUGAUGUAUGUUCCAGCAGACCAGUACCAGCAAAUGCCAGUAAAAAAAAUAAAAAUAAAAGGAAAAAAUAAAAUAUUUAAUUCCUUGGUGUAUUUUAUUUUGUGUUUCAGAGAAAGACCUGCGUAUCUUACUGAAAUUAUGUCCAGUUAGAAAACUGUAUUAUAAUAGUGAAAUAUUAAAAAUUAGAGCAUAAUCCUGCUUCUCAUACCUUCCUAAAAGCUGAUGCAGGGGCUGUUGUUCCUAUACACAAAAUGUAUGUUUUGUUUUGCUGAAGACCUGCUAUGAUGAAGGUGUAUUUUGCAGUGAGCCUCCUUAGCUGGCUUUACAAUCCAUUUCUGCAGAGCCUUUGAUGUUUGCUGUAAUAGAGGUUACCCCUUCACCUCUGCAUUAAGAAAUUUUUCUAUCAUCCAAACAACCUCACUUUGAUAUGUGAAACAUCUAACGAAAAACCAUGAAGGAAUUACAUGGUGGUAUUUGCAUAGACAAUUUUUAAUUAAGCAUUCUUUGCUAGCUGUGAAUUGUCUGCCUAAGCAAUGCAGUAGUGGUUUGUGAAGCAAGACAUUUUUCUAAGCUUUAUUUUCUAUACAGUAUUGCAAAUGUAUUUCAAUUUUUAGUUAAGUCUUCGCCGUUAUUUUAUUAUGCAUACAUCUCCCCCUUCAAUGCACUUUAUAUCUCUUGAAAAAUAUGGGAGUCAGCGAACUAUCAUCUUUAAAGGGAUUUGCCUGAAAUCAAGAGGCACAAACUUUUAUUUUGCUUUAGUAUAUACUGUAAAUGCUUAAGAGCAUAGACAGUUGGGGGAAAUGCUGAAGUGUUAAGGCUGAUAUUUGGAAACAUUAUUCAGUAGUACCACCUGGCUAUUUUUGUGAGAGGGUUAUAAUGUAAAUAUGUGAGACUCUGUUAUGUACUAGUUAAAUAUUGCAGCUAUAAAAGUUAAGAUUGUGAAUACUAAGAAAUUUUAAUGCAACUUUUUUAAUAAAAGUGGAUCUGA
Gopherus evgoodei (Goodes thornscrub tortoise) is the source of this 10276-nucleotide messenger RNA. RefSeq names its product ring finger protein 150 (gene RNF150). The transcript has 7 exons. The coding region runs from base 475 to 1767 and encodes 430 amino acids. The record is from RefSeq and is a predicted model, not a curated record. NCBI's taxonomy places the organism in Eukaryota, Metazoa, Chordata, Testudines, Testudinidae.